Messenger RNA from Pseudophryne corroboree (corroboree frog), 8440 nucleotides. RefSeq names its product NBAS subunit of NRZ tethering complex (gene NBAS). Lineage: Eukaryota; Metazoa; Chordata; Amphibia; Anura; Myobatrachidae. Gene Ontology annotation, molecular function: SNARE binding. Gene Ontology annotation, biological process: retrograde vesicle-mediated transport, Golgi to endoplasmic reticulum. The record is from RefSeq and is a predicted model, not a curated record. Gene Ontology annotation, cellular component: Dsl1/NZR complex. The transcript is spliced from 53 exons. Bases 68 to 7231 code for a protein of 2387 amino acids.
CGCCAACUAGUGCACGAAUUCUGGGCCUCUCCGGCCGCCGUACACGUCAGCGCAGUUGCCAGCAGUAAUGAUGGCGGCGCCGGGCGAUCCUGCUGACUGCGAGAACACUGAGGAGAAUAUUUUAUAUGAUCUGCUCAUAAACACCGAAUGGCCCCCAGAGCCCGAUGUCCAGCCUCGAGGUAGCCGGGAACAUGGAGCAUCAUUUGUCCUCACUAAAGCGAUCACAGGUCCUGCGCUGUAUAUGCUGCAGUACGUCUGGUACAGUCCAGCUACGUUCUCUCUUCCUUCUGGGCUUGUCCGCUUAAUCAACAAGCAAAUCAACUGGCAACUGGUACUGACAAGUAAUGGGAAGCUCCUGGCAGCGGUACAGGACCAGUGCGUGGAAAUUAGGUCUGCAAAGGAUGACUUUGGCUCGGUUAUAGGAAAAUGUCAAGUUCCCAAAGACCCCAACCCUCAGUGGAGACGUGUAGCGUGGAGCCACGACUGUACUUUGGUGGCGUAUGCUGAGAGCACCGGGACUGUCAGGCUCUUUGAUCUCAUAGGGAGUGAACUUUUUGUCAUCCCGCCGCAAACCAGCUUCCCCGGGGACAUGGGUUAUGCUGUCGCCGGCUUGAUCUUCCUGGAGUACAAAGCCAGCACACAGUGGUCAGCGGAGCUGCUCGUCAUCAAUUAUCGGGGGCAGCUGAAGAGUUACCUAGUGAGCGUUGGAGCCAACCACAGCUAUCAAGAGAGUCACAGUUUCAACUUUGGUUGUCACUAUACUCAGGGAAUCUCCUCCGUGGUCUAUCAUGCUGGGCACCGGCUCCUUCUAGUCGGAGGCAGCGAGACAAAUGAAGAUGGAGUGUCUAAGGCGACACAGUGUGGCCUCACGUCCUGGAGGGUGCUCUCCGGCUCCCCCCAUUACAAACAAGUCACGGAUUACAAGGACGACGUGGGCGCAGCGCUGAAGAGAAAAGGAUUAUGGAGGAUUAUUAAACUGCGAUUAUCUAGCAGACAUGGAACCGAACAGGAUGGUGUUUUUAAGAUGAGCCUUUCUCCUGAUGGAACACUCCUGGCUGUGAUCCAUUUGUCUGGGAAGCUGUCCGUGUGGGAGGUGCCGUCACUCAGACACCAAGGGGAGUGGCCUCAGAGCGGGCAGCCGGGGUAUGAUGAGAUCAACCCUGAUUGGCAGAGCUCUGUGGAGAAAAGGAAAAAGAUGAAAGAUAAAGAAUCCUAUUAUCCGCUGAUGGAUGUAAAUUGGUGGGCGGACAAUGCUGUGAUCCUGGCUCGCUGUUCUGGUUCUUUGACCGUAUCGUCUGUAAAAACAUUAAAGAACCUGCUGGGGAAAUCCUGCGAAUGGUUUGAAACCUCUCCGCAGGUCACCGCAGCCCACGAUGGAGGGUUUCUCAGCUUGGAGUGUGAAGUAAAACUCGCUCCAAAGCGGUCCCGCCUGGAGAGCAGAGCCGGUGAGGAGUACGGGGACGAGGACUCAGACUGCGAUGACGAGAUGUCGGCCAAAGCCAGAUACUUUGCUUAUAUUAAACAAGGGCUUUACUUUGUUACCGAAAUGGAGCGCUUCGCCCCUCCUCGCAAACGUCCGCGCACUAUUACAAAAACCUACCGGCUAGUGAGUCUGAGGUCCACCACACCGGAGGAACUCUACCAGAGGAAGAUUGAUAAUGAAGAAUAUGGCGAGGCCUUAUCCUUGGCACACGCAUAUGAACUGGACACCGAUCUGGUUUAUCAGAGGCAGUGGAGGAAGUCAGCCGUCAACGUUGCAACAAUUCAGGAUUACCUGAGCAAAAUUAGGAAGAGAUCCUGGGUUCUACACGAAUGUCUAGAAAGAGUUCCUGAGAAUGUGGAUGCGGCCAAGGAAUUGCUGAUGUUUGGCCUAAAGGGAACAGAUCUGGAGGCUCUUGUUGCCAUAGGAAAAGGGGAAGAUGGCGGACGAUUCAUUUUACCUGGGGAUAUAGAUAUAGAAGAUAUCCCCUAUGAGGAAUUCUUGUCUCCGGAAGAAGAAGCAGAAAGCAGGAAAGAAAGGGAAAACCAGAAGCGUAAAGAACUUUUCCAGCGGGUGGAUUUUGAGAACUUAACACUUGAGCAGAAAGAGAUUUGCCGCUGUAGGCUUAAAUUGUUAACGUACCUAGAUCGUCUGUCAACGUACGAGGAGAUCCUCGGGGGGCCUCAGGCGGCUGAGAAGAGAUACGAUGCCGACUUCUUCAAGAAGUUUAGGAACCAGAAUAUUGUGCUGUCAGCGAGAACAUAUGCUCGGGAAAGUAAUGUGCAAGCACUAGAGCUUCUGUUCACCUACCACGGGUCAGACCUUCUGCCUCACCGCCUGGUCAUUCUCUCCAACUUCCCGGAGACCACGUCCCCGCAUGAAUACACCAUGCUGCUGCCUGAGGCUCGCUCUGAAUCGGGGGAGCUGAAGAUUGUCGCUUGGAGCGAGCAGCAGCACCGAGACAAAGACUGGUGCGAGGAGCCCCAGUGCAAGGUAAAGGUUGAGACCAGCAUAUCAGACUUGGCUGAGUUUCUAUAUGAGGAACAGCCGGAAUUGCUUGUGUACAAGACAGACUGCCUUUCCAUCAACAUAGUGAAGAACUGGUACUGGAACCGAGCAGAGGAAAUAGAAAAGUAUGCCAGACAGGUGGAUGGCGCUCUGUCCCUGGUACGCCUGGGGAAGGAAAAGAAUAUCCCGGGCCUGCAGCUGCUGUGCGAUGAUUUGGUCACACUGGAGACGCUCGUCUAUGAGGCCGAAUGCGAUAUGUCAUUAACUCUCAAAGACCUGCAGCAGAUCAAGGACAUCGAUAAACUGCAGCUUCUUAUGGCAAAUUCAGAAGACCGACAGCGGGAUCCUGACGGCCAAAAUCCCCACACGUCCCCAGAGUCUUCAGAAGAACAGUAUGUAAAAAACACCUAUCAGUGGAUGGUUCCUUUCCUUCACCGCUGCGAGGCUCAGACCCCGGGACUGGCGAACACUCUCCUUAGACACUACAUUGUAACCUUGGCAAAGGAUGACCUCAAGCUGCCUCUGAAGAUCUUUCAGCAUUCCAAGCCCAAUUGCCAGCAAAAGCUAAUUCCUGAUCAGGACCAGCUCAUUAUAAUAGCCUUGGAGUCUAUCUACACGUGUGAGCGAGAUGACCAGCUCUCCCUGUGCUAUGACGUCCUGGAAUGCUUACCCCAGAGGGGUUAUGGCGUGGAGACAGACAUAACUAAAUCUCUGCAUGACAAGGUAGAUCAGCUCGAGCAGAUCCUCAGUGUGUCUGAGAUCUUGGAGAAGCACGGCCUGCAGAAACCCAUAUCGUUUGUGAAGGAAACGCAAAACAGUCUAGAAGAAGCUCAUAAGCUGAUUGUACGCCUCACCCGGCACACGGGUCGCAAACAGCCUCCGGUCAGUGAGAGCCACUGGAAGGGACUUCUUCAGGAUGUCCUGGAGAUGCAGCAGAACGUGUACACGUGUCUCAGUGUGGACAACUGCUAUGAGAUAUUUGCUGAGAGUUUACUGUGUUCGAGCCGCCAGGAGAUAAUCCAGCUGGCUGGGCAGAUGAUGCAUUGCAAUGUGGUCUCUAUAGAUCCUCCUAUAAGCAUCAGCUUUAAAGGAAUGCCCGAGUACAGGGUCAAGUAUGAGAAGAGCGUGGACCUGGUGCUGGCAGCCAGCAGAGAGUACUUCAAUUCAUCUGCCACCCUCACUGACAACUGCAUGGAUUUGGCAAGGAGCUGCUUACAGCUAAUUACUGACUGUCCCGAUUCCGUGCAGGAGGAACUUGACCUAAUACGUUCCCUGGGUUAUCUGGAAGAAUUUGGAGUAAAAAUUCUGCCAUUGCAAGUGCGCUUGUGUUCCAGCCGGCUCAGCCUCAUCAAGAAGUGUAUUUCUCAGUCCCAGACCAGCUACAAGCAGUCAGCAAAACUGCUGGCUCUGGCACGGCUGCUGAGAGUUGCAGGAAAUGAAGAGAUGGAGAGGACAGGACAAGUUCUUACUCUUUUAUCUGAGCAAGCACUGGAGUGCCAAGAUUACAGGGCUGCUAAUUCCCACUGCCAAGAACUUAUGGCUUCAGGGUACAGUAAGAGCUGGGAAGUGUGCAGCAAAUUGGGACAGUGCGAGAAUUACAGCGACCUUGGCACCCGUCAGGAACUGAUGGCCUUUGCUCUGACUCAUUGCCCUCCAUGUGCCAUACAGACACUGCUGGCUGCAAGCAGCUCUUUGCAAACACAGAUUCUCUAUCAAGCAGUAAAUUACCAGAUACAGCCGGGUGGUGGAGAAGGGCCAGACAAUUCACAACACUCCGGACCUCCUGUGUCGGCAGGUAGAGAAGCCACUCAGGGUGAUGCCAAGGUCCUGCCUGCCCAGCCUGUGGACUUGCUGCAUCGAACGACCGCCACGACAAUGAAAGUUCUCACUAACACAACCCUGACUACUAAGGCGGUGCUGCAUGCAGUCAGUGACGGGCAGUUCUGGAAAAAGUCACUAACGUUCCUCCGCCCCCUGAAUGCUCAGGAGCCAGGUAGUACGGCAAAGACCUCCAGCGGAUCAAGCGCGGCCAGUGCUCACCUGGGCUGCCACCCUUUUUAUGAGUCCUUAAUCAAUCCGUUUAUCGCUGACAAUGAAGCCACAUAUGCGACUUACCAGCAGACUUCCCUGGAAAGCUUUGCCGAAGUUCUCCUGAGCACGGGAAAAUUAGCUGAAACCAAGAGCGAGGGGGAUAGCCUGUUCCCUGCGACAGAAGUCCUGCUGCAGUUGGCCAGCGACACUCUGCCGAAUGAUAUUACUCUGUCUGUUGCCUACCUGCUUGCACUGCCACAAGUGCUAGAUGCCAACAAAUGCUUUGAGAAGCAAUCGCAUUCAGCUCUGUCUCUCCAGCUGGCGGCUUAUUACUACAGCCUGCAAAUCUAUGCCCAUUUGGCACCGUGCUUCAAGGACAAGUGCCAUCCUCUCUACAGGGCCGACCCAAAUGUGCUCGUCAGGAUGGUUACAAGCUAUGUCUCUGAUUACGCCAAUGCCAACUGGCCAAUAGAGCUGUUGCCCCUGAUUGAACAGCUGCACUAUUACAAUGAGCGGCUGGUGGACUUCACUCAGGCUCAGAUCCUCCAAGGUCUUGGCAAGGGAGUGGAUGUGCAGAGGUUUUCCAAAGACAGCCAGUACAAAACGGAGACUAUACUAGGACUUGCUGAGACUCUUGAAGAAAACGUGUACAAGAUUUCCCUGUCCCUUGCUCAGCGGUACCAGGUGCCCCUCUGGGAGGUGUACAUGACGCACUUGGAGUACUUAUUCUGUGACAGUGGACUUUCUACAGCGAAAAUAGAGGAACGAGUCCAACACCUCGGCCUGUUCCAGACUUUAAAAACAAGCCCAGAAUCUUUUUACGAGCACAUGACAAAAUACGUGUACCCCAGCAUAGAAGGCAGAGACCUCCCCAGGAUGCUGUAUUACUUUACUCUCCUGGACAGCUGCGGCUGCUCUCAGUCUGUGAAGCAUAUCAUCAAGCCUGAUUCUCAUAUAAAGCUACUAAAAAAGCUGAAGGCAGUAGCAUCAGGUCUGGAUUACAAAAGACUAACAGAUGCCAGUCAUAGCCCCCUAGAAGCACUGGCGCCUGUGCUCACCAGUAAUAACGUAUUGGCCAUCUCUAAGCUGGCUUCUAGGAUCCCAGACUUGGACGGGACUAUGCUCUCUACCAGCUCCGUACAUGCAGCUUGGCUGAAGAAACUCUUCUGGAAUGGUGACCCCCAGCUUCUCAAGAAAGCCCCAGAGUCUGCAGCCGAAUGGUCUCAUGCCUACGACAUCUGCAGAAAAUAUUUUGACAGGCUCAGCCCCAGAGAUUUGGCUGCGUUUACUGAUGAGAUCACGUUCUCCUCACAUGCUGUUAGCAAGCUGGCGGUGGAAACUCGCACAGGUAUGACUAAGAAAACCAUCGCAGCUGCGAAACAGUUUAUUGAGAAGCAGAAGAAGAAGAACCCCGGGGAAGAAAGUGAAACCUUUGUCACUUACGUUGCGAUGUUAAGUCACCUACAGCAGUCCCAUGCUCAUCUACAGACACUCAGCCAUACUUUCCUUGAUCACUUGAGAAGUUUGGAACAGGAGCGUGCACAGAAAUAUUCUUAUUUAUAUGAUCUGUCGAGGUCUGAGAAGGAGAAGCUGCAGAACCUUGCAGUCACCAUGUGCCUAGAUGGGCAGUCUCUGAGCACCAUACAGACGUUGCUGGAAGUGGCUGUGGGUGAUUUAGGAAUCCUUCCAAAAGAUAUAGUGCAGCGUGCUACGGAGAUGAUAAUCGCCUCACUGAGUGGGAAUGUCCUAGACUCUUGUGCCAUUGAAGAUCCUUUAAAAGUGUUGGAGAGCAUUGUGAGAGAGGUGCACCUAAGUACAGAAAGGGGAGAGAAGCUGGUCUCUUCUGAUGACCUACUGGAGUGGCUACGGCCGUUUUGUGGUAAUGACUCGCUGCCAGUGAGGCCCAGAAUCGACGUUCUGCAGAUAAUGGAGCAGGCCUUUAACCUGAGCGAUGAAGACAACAAGCUUCUGGUGUUUUUCAGGACGCAGGCUGUUCUGAAGGCAUCCUGGCCACACAAAGAGGUGGAAGUGGCUGACAUUGAAAAUGAAGAAAAAAGAUGCACUCUCUUUCUAGAGCUGCUGAAUAUCAGUCACACGCGCCCAGAGUUCCAGCACUUAGCUUUACUCCUACAAGCCUGGCCUCCAAUGAAAGGUGUUAGAAUUGUGUGUCCAGAAGAUAAUCCAUGGGUGAGAUUGGUUAAGGCAAUGCUUUCCAGCUGUGAUGCCGAUCAGAGAGAGGAAACCUCAGCCGAAGUCUUAGCCUUGUGCCGGUCUUUGUACAACUCUAGACAUGCCAUCUCUACUGAGUGUAUAAAUGAGAUCUGCUCGCUGUUAUUGGGGCAAGACAUGCUGCUGACAUCACUGAAGCUAUUUAUUAACAGCAGUGACACCAGCCUUCAUUCCAAGGCACUGGAGCUGUUAACUGCAGUUACUAAGAUCACUGACUCCAACUGCGACCCUGAAAUCCUCUCUCUUCUUCUGGACGCCAAGUUACUGGUAAAAUGCAUCAGCACCGUCUACUAUCCUCAUCUGGUUAACCAUUUACUGUCCAAGCAGGAGGAUUGCCAGUGGGAUGUUGAAGAUAUCGCUAAGCAGCUACAUGAUUGUGGUUACCAAGCAGAAGCAGGGUCUCUUCUGAUGUCUUACAGGGGGACGCAUCCCGCUCUCCGAACCUUUACCUCUGCCCUCUCUAGUCUCAAACGCUGGCUAUAGAUGCUUAUAUAUUGUGCAUCAGUUGACUUACAUAAGCACUCAGCAGAAACGUGUCUUCAGCAUCCUCUGUUGAUGAACGGUGUGCUAACUGACCUAAGAGUAGGGUUCACUAAAUCCCUGUGCUAAGUAGAUCUUUAGUUUAAGUUGGAUUUGUACAAGAUACACUGUGAAUACUCAGUCUAGAGUGACCCACUUUCCACCGACCCAUUAUCCAUAUUCUGAAUAUCCUAGUUUAGGUCAGUAAGCACAGUGUUUGCAUGCAAAGAGAUCCUGAUACAGAGACAUCCCAGCUGGGGAUAUCAUGACAACUGUCCCUAAAAAUAAAUAAAUAACAGGGAUCCUUGGGGCAGAUGUAUUAACCAGGAGAAGUGAUAAAGCAGUGAUAAGCGCAUGGUGAUAACGCACCAGCCAGUCAUGACGGAUUUGAAAAAUGACAGGUGCUGAUUGGCUGGUGCGUUAUCACCUUGCACUUAUCACUGUUUUAGAACUUCUUUAUCCCUUCUCCAGGCUUAAUACAUCUGCCCCUUUAAUCCCUAUAACAGCCGUAGAAGAUGUUCACGUUAACCUUAAUAAAAAAAAGGGAGGUUGGGAAUUGUCUUGACCAUAUAUCGCCAAACGUGUUUACGUUCCACCUGGUGAUUUCAUAAGGCUCCAGUACAGUAUAUAUGGGAUUCUGGCUGUCUUUAGUGAUCCCUAUUUUUACAUUCAGUUGUAUUGUGUUUACCUGCAAAAGUGCUUAUAGACACAUAUCAAAAUUGCCCUUGUGCAUGACCUUCCAUAGGUAAGCUGCAAAGAAAUACAGAGUUAAAUGGGAAUAGUGAUGUAAGUGCUGAAUUCAAGCAGCAGUAUAAAAAACUAUAACAACAUAAACUCAACAGUCUAUAAACGAUCAUAUAAAUAGAUGGCGUCAGGGAGGACAUGUUAAUGUUCUCACAGCGUUUGGUAUCCGUAGAGUUCUAAUAGAACGAUGAAACCAUUUUAUUUGAUGUUUGUUUAAGCUGUUAUGACAUCUGAUUAUGAGAUUUCCCAACUUCAUUUGAUGUCCUGGGUGCGUAUACAGUGUAUCACUAUGUCAUUUUCAUUUGCAUAUUCAUGGCAGUAAACAUCUUGCUGGCUUUCGCAGGGAAAUGUCAGAUUGGAAAGCCAUAUUGAUAUUUUUAUGUUGAUCCAUUAAAAUAUAACAACCCAAUAAAAGAUUAAGGAUUUUCA